Molecule: messenger RNA, 1288 nt
Organism: Lynx canadensis (Canada lynx)
Lineage: Eukaryota; Metazoa; Chordata; Mammalia; Carnivora; Felidae
Gene: CERS3
Product: ceramide synthase 3
Exons: 10
Coding region: 1-1167 (388 amino acids)
Biological process (GO): ceramide biosynthetic process
Cellular component (GO): membrane
Molecular function (GO): sphingosine N-acyltransferase activity; DNA binding
Source: RefSeq, a predicted model, not a curated record
AUGUUUCAGACGUUUAAAGAAUGGUUUUGGUUGGAACGGUUCUGGCUUCCUCCAACAAUAAAGUGGUCAGAUCUUGAAGAUCAUGAUGGACUUGUCUUUGUAAAACCCUCUCAUUUGUACAUGACAAUUCCGUAUGCUUUCGUCUUGCUGGUUAUCAGACAUUUCUUUGAAAAGUUUAUUGCCAUGCCUCUAGCAAAAGCAUUUGGCAUUAAAGAGGAAGUUAGAAAGAAGAUUAUACCAAAUACCAUCUUAGAGAAUUUUUUCAAAUGUUCCACAAGGCAACCAUCUCAAGCUGAUAUUUAUGGACUGGCGAAGAAGUGUAACUUGACAGAGCGCCAGGUGGAAAGAUGGUUUAGGAGUCGGCGGAAUCAAGAGAGGCCUUGCAGGAUGAAAAGAUUCCAAGAAGCUUGCUGGCGAUUUACAUUUUACUUAAUAAUGACUGUUGCUGGAAUUGUAUUUCUUUAUGAUAAACCUUGGGUUUAUGACCUGUGGGAAGUGUGGAAUGGCUAUCCCAGGCAGCCCUUGCUGCCUUCUCAGUACUGGUACUACAUUUUGGAGAUGAGUUUUUAUUGGUCUCUGAUAUUUAGCUUUGGCUCUGAUGUCAAGAGGAAGGAUUUUCUAGCUCAUGUCAUCCACCACCUGGCUGCUAUUAGUUUGAUGAGCUUCUCUUGGUGUGCUAAUUAUAUCCGCAGCGGGACCCUCGUGAUGAUCGUGCAUGACGUGGCUGACAUUUGGCUGGAGUCUGCGAAGAUGUUUUCUUAUGCUGGAUGGAAGCAAACUUGUAACGUGCUGUUUUUCAUCUUCUCCGCCAUAUUUUUCAUCAGCCGCCUCGUUGUCUUUCCCUUCUGGAUUUUAUAUUGCACGCUGAUCCUUCCUCUGCACUACCUUGAGCCUUUCUUUUCAUACAUCUUCCUCAACCUCCAGCUCAUGGUCCUGCAAGCCCUUCACCUCUACUGGUGUUACUUCAUCCUGAAGAUGCUCAAAAGAUGUAUAUUCAUGAAGGACACCCACGAUGUGCGGAGUGAUGAUGAGGAUGGGUAUGAAGAGGACGAGGAAGAGGAGGAGGAGGAGGAGGAAGAAGCCACCAAAGGCAAAGAGAGAGACUGUUUGAAGAAUGGCCUCGGGGCCAACAGGCAUCUCAUUCUCAACGGUCAACAUGGCCGUUAGGUUGAAGUCCAUGCAGCUACCGGGUCACAGUGUCCUCUAAGGGCUGCUGGAAGCCAGAGUUGCUUCCCCCUCCACAGCUGUGGCCUACAGGAGCCACAGGAACCCCAGAUUCUGCCCUUUC